Molecule: messenger RNA, 1890 nt
Organism: Knipowitschia caucasica
Lineage: Eukaryota; Metazoa; Chordata; Actinopteri; Gobiiformes; Gobiidae
Source: the annotation of a GenBank genome assembly
AUGCAGUCUCUGUUCGGCGGGGGCGAGCUGGAGCUGCUGGGGGGCGGCGGAGGGGGAGACGUGAAGGACGACUGCGGCUCCGUCAUGUGGCGCUCCUCGUCCGUGUCCAACGAUGACGUGUAUUCCGCCUCCCACUUCACCCUGAUCUCGGCCUAUCAGGACAUCAAGGCGCGGCUGGCCUGUCUGGAGCGGGAGAACAGCAGCGUCAAGAGGAAACUCAAGAUUUAUGAGAUCAAGUUUCCGAUGAUCAAUGAGUUUGGAGAAGAUAACUCGUACUGUUCUUUUGAGAGCAAAGAGACGGCUCUGCUUCAUUCGGAAAAUGGGAAUCUGCUGGAGCGGGUCAACGUUCUGACACAUGAGCUCCAGAAGAGGAAGGAGCGAGAGGAGCAGCUGGAAGACGUGAUCCAGGCGUAUGAGAAAAUACAUCUGGAGAAGGGCAACCUCCAAAGAGACCUGGACAAGAUGACCAGUUUGGUGGAGAAACACGUGGAGCGGAUCCUGGGUCUGGAGGCGGUGCUGAGACAAAGAGACAACUCCCUCCAGAAACUUAACAUCCAGCUGCACAGCAAAGACAUGCAGUAUCUCCAGCUACACUCGGGCCCCGACGCACACAUGCUGGACUGCCCGGCCAUGACCCUGCAGAGCUCCCGUAGUUUGGACGCGCUGUCGGACCUGAAGCUGCAGCGUUUGGAGGCGGAGCUUGAGGGGGCGCGGCACGAGGCGCAGGGGGCGUGUCAACGAGAGGAGGAGAUGAAGGGCGAGUGCGAGAGACUGAAGGAGGAGAUCAGGGAACUGCAGAGCGAUCAGCGAGACAGGCAGGAAAUGACUUCGCCAUGCAAGCAGUGCGAUGUGGAGUGGAUAAAGAAGGUGGGAGACGAGCAGGUGAACCUGGCGCUGGCCUACACGGAGCUCACCGAGGAGCUGAGUCGUCUCCAAACACUGAGCGCCAAACAGAGUGAGAUCCUGAGGAAGGCGUCUCAGGAGCAGGCUAGUCCAGUCCAGCGCCACUCCCCCAUCCAGAGGCACUCCCCAGUGUCCCAGCGUCACUCCCCCAUCUCUCAGCGUCACUCCCCGGCCCCGCUGCCCCCCCACUCCCCUUUACAACAGAGACGCUCGCCCGUUCUCCAGCGCCUGUCCCCCGACAUGCACCGCCGCUCCCCCAUGCUGGACAUCAGUGACCACGGCCCGGCCUCCUACUCCUGCCGGCCCGCCUCCCAGCACCUCCGCGCUAGCUUCCAGGGCAGACGCAGCUACUCGGAGGUGACGGACCCCUCUGCGUACCACUGCCCGCCUCGCUUCUCCUUAGACCCGGUGUCCACUCUGCCCAAGCCGCGGCCGUACAUUGAGAGUUACCCCAAGCAGCCAUCUCUGGGCUCCUCUCACGGCGGCCAUCAGCUGCGCAGCCCGACCUCCCCCCUACAGAGCCCGCUGUCGGACGGCCCGCUGGGGGAGAGCUCGCUGCGUCACUCCAGGGAGCUGCCCUUCCCGCUGUCGGACGUGGCGCACUUACAUUUCGAGCCCCCGCCCCCCUCUUCACCCGCACCCCAUCCUCCGCAGUCAUCGGAGGACGAGGAGGAGUGGACUCAGCCUAUCAGCCCGCCUCGUACUCUGGGGGUGCUCAGUCCCACCAUGGGCCCCGGCUCCAUGAGGGGUCCGGCCUCCUGCACGGCCUUCCCCAUCCCCCAGAGGCCCAACACGCUCAGCUGCCACCCCCAGGGUUACGUGUCCGCGGAGCACGCACAGUCAUGGCCCUCCAUCAACUUGUGGAUGGAGACGGAGGAGAGCGACAUGCGGAGCUGCCCCUUGUGUCAGCUCAUCUUCCCCGUGGGAUAUCCGGACGACGCGCUCAUCAAGCACAUCGACUCCCACCUGGAGAACAGCAAGAUCUGA